GGGGAGAAAAGGAGGAGGAGGAGAAGCCGGAGUAAAGUUUGUCCAAGUUUGCUCAUCCAUUCGGAAUACGCCAUUUUGAGUUCUCUCCUCUGCGGAGCAACUUUGCAGCCUCUCUCUCCCUUUCUUUUUUUUUUCUUUCAUCACCUUCAUCAUCCCCGAUCACCGCCGUUCAUCUACCAUCAUCAUCAUCAGCCCCCCCCAUCACCACAACCACCAUCAUCCUCGCCACGAUGUCUCGGCGCAAGCAGCCCAACCCCAACAAAGUGAAGCUGUGAGCAGUGGUUGCAGACACACACACAACAAACCCCGCCCCCUCCCGCCCCGCCCCGAGACAGAUUCGAGCGAGCGAUCGUUGCUUUACGAAAAGGACGGCAGUCAUGGAGAACUCCACAGAGGAGCGGCAGGAAGGGGGAGGAGCCAACACUGAGCUGACUGAGGAGGAGGAGAAAACGCACAAUAACCUCAAAGGAGCGAUCAACGGAGUGAUGGAAGGAGCAAAGGAGGUGGCGAGCGGAGGAGCGAAACUACAGAACGGAGAGAAAGGUGGAGGAACCGUGGGAACCGGAGGAGGCGGAGGAGAAGACCUCUCCUCCAUUAAUGCCAUGAUGUCAGCAGUGAUGUCAGCAACAGGGACCAUUAACGGCGGAGACGGUGGGAGUGGAGCCCCUUCAGCCUCCUCCUCCGCCGGCCCCUCCCCCAGCCCUUCACCGAGCAAGUCCCUCACGGCAGCCAUGCGAGCCCCUCCCGGCCGCAACGCACGACGCAACCAGGAAACCAAAGACGACAGCUCAUCUUAUUGUUGUCCGCUGUGUGACAAGAGCUGUCAAACACAGCACCAGCUGACCAUGCACAUUAGACAGCACAACGCCGACGCCGGAGCGACGGAUCACUCCUGCAGCAUCUGCGGGAAAUGCCUGAGCUCGGCCUCGUCGCUCGACAGACACAUGCUGGUCCACAGCGGCGAGCGGCCCUACAAAUGCAACAUCUGCGGCCAGACCUUCACCACCAAUGGCAACAUGCACAGACACAUGAAGAUUCACGAGAAGGACCCGGCCAGCGGCCUGCUCCCCGUCAGCCCACCCUCUCCCACCAAACGCCGCCGUCCGUCCGUGAAGAGGAGGCAGGGCCUCGAGGAGGAGAACGGAGAGGAGCCGCCCAACAAGAAGGUGGCGGACGACGCGACGGCCGACGAGGCAGUGGCGGGCCGCGGCUCGGAGGAGGAGCUUCUGCCCUGUCCCAUCUGCUUCAAGACCUGCAGCUCCAGACUGGAUCUGGACGCGCACAUGGACACCCACCCUGACACCGCCCUCAGGUGUGAUCUCUGCUGCCUUUCAUUCCGAACCCACCGUGGUUUGCUGCGUCACAAUGCGGGGGUUCAUAAGCUCCUCCCCCAGGACCCCAGCGGCCGGCCUUUCAUCCAGAGUAACCCCUCUAUCCCCACCGGCUUCAAUGACUUGGCCUUCAUUGACUUCUCCUGCAAGAAGUUUCCUCACAUUGCACAGGUCUGGUGUGAGACGAAUCUCCGACGCUGCAUCAGUAAGUUCCACCGGUUUGUCUGUGAGUCGUGCGACAAGGCAUUCCCCCUUCGCUCAGCCCUGGACCUCCAUAAAACCAACUCUCACCCCGACAAACCCGCCACCACCAGCUCGGAGGAUACCGCAGAGAAGGAGAAGGAGGAAGGAGAAGGUUCUGCAGAGAACGAGGUUGAGAACAACCAGCAGGACGCAGACAAAGAAGCCCUGCCUGCAGAGCAGUCCGACUUCCUGGAAGGGCUGGGUCUUCAGCACGUUUCUAAGGUGAAGGCUGGUCCCACUGAUGACGAGAUCCAUCAGGCCCACCUGGACAGCAUCAAGGUGAUACACGUGGAGCCUCCGUCCUCCAGCCUCCCCCAGGAGCCGGCUUCGGGCUACUUGUCUGGAGGACUAGGAUUGACUCUGGGGCUUGGCGUGAGCGGUCUGACGGCCCUCAGCAUCCCUCUGCUGGAGGCCCCGGGCUCGGCCUUGCAGGGCCUCUCCCAGAGAGACGCCUUCAGCCUGCUGUCCCUGCAGCCCUUCCCCACCGGCUUCCUCCUGCAACCCGACGGGACCGCAACUGCAGCCAGCGCCGCUUCAUCAGGUGUCAAACCCGGAGAGGCAGGCGGUACUGGGAUUAUGGAGCUGGCAGAUAUCCAGCAGAUCCUGAAAGUGGCGACUACCACACCAAAUCAGAUAGGACUCCCACCUCUGGCCAAAGCUCCAGGAUUCAGCGGUGCUAACGGUCAAGUUCAGGGUCAGAAGGCGAUGCCGCCACUGAAACCCAAACCUCCCAUCAGCCCUCGCUCCAGCCUCACAACAACGACCCCUCCACCCCUGCAAAGCUCCCAGCAGGCCUCACUGGGCUGCAUCAGCCCCAGCCUGCCACCUCCCACGCCUUCGCUCUUCAAAACACCCUCCUCGUCCUCAUCCUCAGCCGGGAACGGCGGGCAGAUGGACGCGGAUUGCAUGAAUGAGGCCCACGCCCCCCUGUCUGACUCGCCGCCUGCUGCUACUACAGCUGUACACGAGGAGGUGGGGCUUAGUGGAAGGAAGCCAGGAACCAAAGGCAGCAACAACUCGGGAUCGUUCCCGUGUCGUUUUUGCGACCAGGUGUUCGCCUUCUCCGGCGUGCUGCAGGCGCACAUGCGCUUCCACCUCGGCAUCCUGCCCCACCAGUGCAACAUCUGCGACUACGUAGCUCCUGAUAAAGCCACGCUCAUCCGUCACCUGCGCACGCACAGCGGAGAGCGCCCGUACGUCUGCCGCGUCUGCCAUUAUCCGUUCACUGUCAAGGCCAACUGUGAGCGCCACCUCAGGAAGAAGCACGCCAAGACCUCGAGGAAGGAGAUCGAGAAAAACAUCAAGUACGUCACCUCGACAACCACGGCGAACAUCGCAGCCGCCAUCACCACUGCAGGCACCACCUCCACCCAGGACACGGAGACGGGCUCCACCGGAGCCGAGACCGUGUGCCGGUUCUGCGGCGAGGACCUGAAAACGUACCGGGCGCUACAGAUCCACCUGCGCACGCAUAACGGCUGCCAGAGGAAACCGUUCGAGUGCCGACGUUGCGGCGCCGCCUUCCUAGCCAAACGCAACUGCAUCCACCACCUGCUGAAGCAGCACCCUGAGGUGCAAGAGCGUGAGAUCGAGGAGCACAUCGCCACCUUGCUGCCUGCCGCCGCCCUCGCCACUGCCCGCGCUGCACCGUUGCCGCUGAACGGCAUCAGCCAGCCUCCGAUCCCAGUCGUGAAGGUGGAGGAACUGGCGAACGUCACAUAUCCUGCAGAACUGGACCAGCCGCUCGACUUCUCCGCAAAGGGCCGCGGCGCCGGCAGCCAGACGGGGUCACCUGGGGUCAAACUGGAGAGCGUCUCCCCCACCUUCGACUGCGCUGACCUGGACCAGCCCAUCGACCUGUCCAUCCCCAGCAAGAGGCAGCGAAGGGAGGCGGCGAGUGGCAGCGAGCUGAGGGAGAUAAAGACGGAGCAGAGCGGCAGCAGCAUCGUUGAGCAGCAGCAGCACGCUUUGUCCAAGGACGAGAAGAUGGCGAGUGGCCCCUCCCCGCUUCACCCCCACCCCCAGCUCGGCUGCUACCAGCUACCCCCGGGCUCCACUUCCUCCCCCGCCUCCCUCCCCAACGCGGCGCGAGCCCAGCGCCUCAAACCACUGCUGCCCAAACCCGCCACCUCCUCACCCUCCGGCACCCUCAAAGAGCUGCCACCGCUGGCCUCCAUUGCUCAGAUCAUCAGCUCUGUGUCCGCCGCCCCAGACCUGCUGAAGCGCGACGCUGCCGGCGUCACUUCCUCUCAGGCCGAUUCCGCCACAGACGCCCCCACAGCCUCGGCCAGCCUGGAGGGACAGAGCGACGACGCCUCCGACGGAUCCUCCAGGAGGAGGCCCAGGAAGAAGGCAGCCGGCCUGGGCCUGAAGGAGAAGGCCGUCAGCGGCAUCGACUUGGAGUCGAGCGGCGAGUUUGCCAGCGUGGAGAAGAUGCUCGCUAACACAGACGCCAACAAGUUCAGCAACUACCUGCAAACUGGAGCUGCUGACCUGGCAGGAAAGAAAGUUGGCGACAAAGCAACAGGAGGGGAGGAGAAGGAGGGCGGAGCUAAGGAGGAAGCAAAGCCGGCGGCGGUGAAUCAGCCCAAAGGAAAGAAGAACGCUUACUCCAACUCUGUCCAGAAGCUGACCUGCCCCUUCUGCCCCCGAGUUUUCCCGUGGGCGAGCUCGCUGCAGAGACACAUGCUGACACACACUGGUCAGAAGCCGUUCCCGUGUCCGCGCUGCGACGCCUUCUUCUCCACCAAAUCCAACUGUGAGCGCCACCUGCUGAGGAAACACGGUGUGACCCACAGGACGCUGCGACGCAACGGCGCCCUCGUGAAGAAAGGCGGCGACGAAGGCUCGCAUGAUAGCGCCGAGAGCCAAUCAGAGACGGAGCAGAUGGCACCAGAAGCACAAAACCUCAGCAAUACCCCCUCAUCUGCAGACUCAGGCCCCGCCCCCACCGCUGAUAGCACCACCCACUGUGAAGACACACAGGAAAGCCCCACCCACAAACCAAGCCAAGGUUUCAGCCCGACUCCUGGACCUGCCGAGCAGCAAGAUACAGAAACCACACAGCAGCAGCAGCCGGACCAGCAGGGGGCGCCAGAGACCCGAGCAACACAGGGCAAACAACCUCCAAACAGCAGCAAGGUGGAGAGCACCGACGAUGACGACUGCCACAGCAACAAGAGUCUGGACCUGAACUUUGGCAAGAAGCUCAUCGACUUCAAACUCAACACGUCAUCUUCAGGCUCCGCCCAGGAGGAGCAGUCCUCUCAGCCCUCCUGCUCCUCCUCCUCUUCUUCAUCUUCAUCUUUAUCUGGACCCUCUACCUCCACUCCCCAAGCAGCGCCUGAGAGCCCAGAAGAGAAGGAGAAAGACACGCCCACUUCCUCCUCGCCUUCCUCAUCCUACAGCCUCGCGGUGAAACAGCAGCCGGACUACAAACAUGUCUGCCGAGUGUGUAAGAAGAGUUUCCGCUACGCCACUACACUCGCUCGCCAUGAGAGGGCGCACCUCUCAGAGGAUACACCGACUCCACCCCCACCAACAGCGGAGGAAGCCACUCAGGCAAAGGAGGAGGAGGAAGAGGUGGCGCCGGAGAGCAAAGCUGGCGACGAGGAGAAGGAGGCAGAGAUGGAGACAGAAGAAGGAGGAGCAAAGGGAGGCGACAGUGAAGGAGGGGACAGUGGCGAGUCAGAGGAAGAGGAGAAGGAAAAGGAGGAGAGGAGUGACGAAGAGGCAUCAGAACCAAAGAGCCUGGAGGGCGGAGAGUCAUCUGGAGGACGCGUGGACAAGAGGAAGAAGAUCUGCAACGUGUGCUCGAAGAGGUUCUGGUCUCUGCAGGACCUGACCCGGCACAUGAGGUCACACACAGGUGAGCGUCCCUAUCAGUGUCAGACCUGUGAGAGGACCUUCACUCUGAAGCACAGCCUAGUCCGCCACCAAAGGAUCCAUCUGAAACCCCGAGGGGCUGACAGCUCCUCCGGUGCCAACGACGACGCUGGCAGCGAGGACGGAGACUCUUGCACCCCGACCCCAACCUCCACCUGCCCACCCUCAGAGAACGAGAGCGAGUGCGGGAGUGCCGCAGCUGGGAUGAAGGAGCUGGAGGAGGACGACGUGAAAGACGAGGGGGAGGAACAGAGCCCUUCGAAACCAACAGAGUCCGGCGGGGACUUGGAUCCUGCGACCGCCGUCGACUCGACUCCCAGCCGCCAAGCUACUGACACAAAGACAACUACUAGCGCCGAAUCGACAUCUGACCCAAACGCCUCCAAAGACCCCUCUCACUCCUCCACCAGCUGCCCGCCAGAGGAAGCGGCAGCAGCCACCCCCACCCAGGGCUUUAUCCAGGGGCUGCUGGAGAUCCACGCCAAGCCCCCUCUGGAACACAUCCUGCCCAACGGAGAGCCUCCUCUGGUGGGCGUGGAGUGAGGGCGAACCCCUAACCACAACACCACAGUGCCAUAUGGUCGGAGAGAUGCUGCACCAUUGAUGACGAUGCAAAAACCAGCCCAGAAACCCUUUUUGAUAGAGAGACGAAAUCCUCGUUUUCUUGAAGUGCCUUACUACUAGUCCUAAAAGAUGUUUUUGCUAUAUCUUUAUCUGCAUUAUUACGGAGAAUGGAUCUAAUUUUUAUAGCUUUUUAUGAUGACAAUGAUUUACAUAACAUUUUUUUUGUGCGGGGGAAUCUAUAUUUCAGCAAUAAAAAGAAUAAAGUUACGAUUUAUUAUUAUUCUAGAUUUUUCUUAGAGAAAUGAUCAACUUUGGAGACGCCAAGAGACAGACAGAGACUGAGACAUGGCAUCCGCCAUUCUUCUUCGGUAUUUAAAUUAAGAGCUGGACGUCGCGACGCACGAGUCCGAACAAUACGCUUUCACAACGUUUCGGAUUUCCUAAAUUAAAAAUUCACCAGCCGCUUGUCCGGUUUGACCAGUUGAUAUUUUUGAUAUGUUUUUGGGUAAAACUGAAGAGCGAGGCGACAGCUGCACGGCUGCCGAAGCGGCCCAGUUUCACCAGCAAUGACCGGCGGCCACCACCGUCGACUGGUGGCCGCCUGCCACCAUGUGACCGAGGUAGCUUUUUUCUGUUUUGUUUUUGUAACUGGAAAACGCCUCGCCAUUGUUCCGACUCUCGGCCGGUUUGGCAAAACACAAGAAAACAUUUGACGAACUUCUCAAAGUCGCAUUUCUGUGUGAAGAGGAACUUUUGAAAGGGCAGAAAAUAGUGUUUGUGUUCUCCGUGUUUCUUCUUCCUGUUUUUUUUGUUUUGUUUUUUAAACCCAUCACACUAUUGAUCCCUGAAGCCACCCUGUGAGUCGGCCUGUGUGUGUGUUCAUAAUUUCUCACUCAUAAUCAUUCUCAGUUGAUUCCAUGUGUGUACAGAGAGUUAAACUUGUGGCACGUGAUGCUCGAGUAUUUUCUGUUUUUCUGCAUGUGUGCGAUUACCAGUGACAUAGGUGUAGGGAUGGGAAUUCAUUUUCGUGGAUUUUUUUAUAUAUAUGUAACUGAACAAAUCAAAAGGUUUUGUUUUUGUGUGUGCGUGUGAGUGUGCGUGACUCCCACCUGUCUGUCAUCGUCACCCCCUAGUGUUCUUAUAGGGUUUAUUACAGGGCCUCCAGCGUGCUAAUGUGUAACGCCGCUAAUACCUGACUUAGGUUCAGUUUACCUCAACUUCUGCUUUUUAACUGCAACCAUUAAAGCAACAGACGAGCAGCUCUGUAGGCAACCCUUUAAAUCCUAUGUCUUCCUAAGCUGGGCUAAUGCUCUGCAGGCCAGGUUUCUACUGUGGGCCAAAUCAAAGCAAGCCAGGGCUAACUCAUUAGUGUAGCUUCAAACACGGCAUGCACACUACCCCAAAUAGAACCAUAAAAAGGCUAAUUUAGUAGAACAUAGAAAUGGCAAGGAAUUUGUUAAUACCAUAGUUAAAAACCGGUAUGAUGCUAGCUAGCUGUAUUUUACCUACAUUGGCAUCAGCUUUUCUUUGGGAGCAAUUAGACAUUAGAAAAUGUUAGGGUUAGUUUGGAAAAACUGACCAGAGCAGGCAAGAUAAUAAAAACCCUAAAAUAGCAAAAAUAGCAAAAAGGUAGUAUUAGAUGGCAAUAACUAUAACAUAGCUAGCAAAGGAUUAGCUUGGUUCAGUAACUUGGUAUGGUUAGUUGGCCCUUCUUAUCUCUAAUAUAAGCUUAAGUUUUCUUACUGGGUUCCAACAUAUCGCCCACAGGCUAAAAACGCUACAGGCUAGCUAGAAUUAACCAGCAUGACCAGACUUGUGUUUACUCUGUUAACAUUGUUGUUUGGUUAGUUAGCUCUAGCUAGCUCCGAUUACAAGGUUGGGUUUUGCUAAUUAGAUCCCGGGACAUCACCUACCUACUGGGUAAAAAGAUAUCUUAUCUAAUAUUAACUGACCGGAUUAGAUAAGACCAAACAUGACUAAGCUAGUUAGCAGGAUUUCUAGCUAAGAGUCGGCCUAGCUAGUCCUCUUACAGUAUUAUCAGUGUUUCUUGAGUUGGCCCUGGACUUGUUUAGCACUGUUUGUCCCAUUUUAGCCCCAUCUUUUUUUUUGAAAGUACAUGAGGACUUGUACCUCUUUUGUGUUCAUCUGUGCUGAUACAAAGAGAACAACUAAAAACGUUCAGUUUCUAUUUGACAUGUACUUUGAUUGUGUUUUGGAAACUAUGUAGUCAGUGUUGGUUAGGGCUGGGCGAUGAGGCUAAGAAUCUGAGCACAAUUUAAAAAACAAAUAAAUAGCAGUUGAUAGUUCUAAUCGUGAAAGCUUGUUCCUGCAAUUGGGGGAAAAAAUGUAUUUGUCUUCCGUAGGUCGACAUUUCAAGUUUAUGUAUCUUGAAAUUUCAAGAUCCUGAAAACUAACUUGAAAAUUAAACUUACCAACUCAGAAUUUCAUGUCUUGAUAUCUCUGCUUUUACUGAGCAGUAACCUUAAAAAUCAAGAUACUCAAUAGUACUAUUCAAAAUAUCUAAACUGAAUACCUUUACCUGGCAAUUACUUUUGUACUAUUAUUAUUAUUAUUAUUAUUAUUAUCAUUAUUUUUACCCGAAGGAAACAAGCUUCCAUACAUAGUUACUAUAAUAUAAAUCAGCGCAUUAUUUAUUUGAAGUUUAAAGGCCCGGUGCUUGAAAAGGUUGACGUUUGCUGCUGGAUAAGUCGUAUGGAAUUGAGGGUCUACGUCUACUAACAACACUAGUUUGGGACUAUAAUUACUUUCUGCUAUUUAAAGAGAAAAUAAUGCCCGAUGAUAGCUGAUCUGUUCAUUCUCCAGAUUAUAAAUUGCCAAAUGUCAUCUCCAAACUACUGAAGCAGAGUUACCUUUCUGAGGAUAUCUUUGUCCUUCCAGCAUUCGCAAAACCAUUAUUGAGCUUUUGUUAAAUUUUUAUUGAGUUUAUACUGUGAUAACCACUGUUGCUGUUUUAUCGCCCAGCCCUAAUGUGGAUUUGUGGUUAGGAAUUUGGCAUUAUAGACAAUCAGUUAAUUUUCAAAAUGAUCCCUUUAGCUGUAUGUUGAAAGAGGAGCUAAAUGAAGGGGUGAGAGGGAUGGGCGGAUGGGUCAGUUGGAGUGGGGGUGAAAUCACAACACUAUUUUGUGUUCCUGAACUGUAUUACCCUGCUGCACAAACAAACACAAAUAAAAGGGCUAAUGUCACCCCUGGACCAACCUAUCCAAACGAACCCAUAACAGGAGGGCUAUUGAUCCUGAUAGUGUGUAUAUGUUUUCUUUUUCGUGUAAAGAUUGAUAAUACUUAAUAAUCUUGUACAUAUUCAUUUUUUUAAAUAUCAAGCAACCUCAUAAGCAAAUCAAACCUCAGCGGCUCAUAACGGAACUGUAGGCCAGCGGCAGUCAGCCAUUUACUCGAGAUAUAUUGAACAACCACAACUGAGCUGACUUGUUGCUGCCGUUAAGUGGCACUAACAACUUCCAAAACUACUACUACUAUUAAUACUAUUAGUAAUAUUAGCAUGGACUGUCGUAACACAAUCAAGAGAGAAAGGGAGUCAGUUUCCUCCAUUUUAUAAUGUUUAUAUUUUUUGUCAAUACAGCAAAUCAUUUGGGCCUCACAAACGUUUAAUGAAAUUUAGAAAGCUAAAGUAUGAUAAAAAUGUAAAAUUUCCCUUUUGAGCUGUUAAUGAAUAAAAAUUAAAUAUUAGUUUCUUUCAAAGCUGAGCGAGUCCCAAUACAGCACUCAUUUCUCCGUUAUUUUCAGCAGCUAACAUCUCGUCUAAAGCUGUGAAAACUAUAACUAAAAAUUAUACAUUUGCCUUUGGAUCAUUUUGAAUUGGAAAAUACGAAGAUAAUCAAAAGCUUUUGAAAAUGUUUGGCUUUAUUCUUGUUUUAGUGCCUUAGCAGUUAUCUUGUUGCUCAAAAUUGAAAAAAAUUAUUAAAGCUUGCAGGCUAGUGGCUAACAAUAAUCCAUCAUGCUAGCUAGCUUACUAGCUUAUUUAUUGUUAGCUUAGUCAGCAUUGAUUGAUUAACGCAUUUAAAUCAUGUUUAAUAAAUGUAAAAAAACCCCAAACAAACUAUGGAGUAGAUUAUGGAAUAAACUAGCUAAAAGUUAGCUAAAAUGCUAACACCCUGGCUGUCUUUUUUUUUUUUUUUUUUUUUUUUUUUAAAUAAAGAUAGCGUUGUCUAAAUAGUUUGUCAGCAGCUUAAAUCAGCUUUAAAUUUUCCAUAAUUGAAGCGUUUCCUCAGAGUUUAAUAGAAUGUAUCAGCAUUUCCAUAGAUUUACUUCAGUAAAUGUUUUACAAAUGAAUUUGUUCCUAAGCUAAAUUGGUGAGUUUUUUUUUUUUUGCAACUUUCCCACGCUAGUCAAAGCGAGUAAAGUUAGCCAUGACGCUAAUCACAGUUAAUAAAUUUCGUGGCCGGGUGGAAAUGCUCCCUUUCUCUCUGAACUGUUUCCUGUUUUGUUAGCUCCCUCUGUACUCCCUCUCCCUCUGGAUUACGCGUUCGUGUGUGUGUGUGUGUGUGUGUGUGUGUGUGUGCACGGCCAUAUGAAUACUGGACUUCCAUUCGAAUGCACGUGGACUGUUUUUAAAUGUAUUUAUUUGGAGCCCAGGCGAGUGUGUCUGUGUGUGUGUGCGUGUGUGUUUAGUUUCUACAAUGACUUGAGAAGAAGCCAUGUAUUAAGAAUAUCACAUUUAUGCUGCAGAACUGUUUUGAGGAACUGAUGGUUUGUGUCGUGGACUAACCGGCUCACCGUAGGUGCAGCGGGCCGGGGUGCGAAUCGGACUAGCAAUAAGAAUCCCUCUGAAUCCAAAAAGCUUUAUGUAGAUCUCCUGUAUAUGAGUUGAGAACAGAUUGUUUGGGUCUAUUGGUUUUAUUGUGUUGUUAGUUUUUGUUGUUUCUUAUUUUUCUCUAUGACAUAUAAAUGCGUAUAAAACUGUGAAAAUCCAUUGUGUUCAGUUAAAGGGUGACUUUUAGGUUAGGUUUUUGGGGUUUUUUUGCAUGUUAAUCUAAUUUGUUCAAUUAUGGAUGAUUUCUCCUUUCUCAUCACUUCUUGUGCUACACACACAUAUAAAUAUAUAUAUAUAUAUAUAUAUAUAUAUUAUAAAUAUGAAAUUAUAUAUAACCUCGCUCUCAGGGUCUUUCACGAAUCCAUAUUCAAAAUGCUUCAUGUUCUUAUUUCCUGAGUUGCAACUUGUCCUGAUUACGUUGUUUCUCCUUUUUUUCUUUUUUUUCUUUGUUAAUAAUGAUUCAGAACUGUCAAUCACUACAUUUAGCACUUGACUGUGAACAAAUGUGUGGUUGGAUUAAAAGACAGACCCCCCCCCUUCCACACACACACACACACACAGAUAUUUGGUUGAAGUCCUCCUCUGGUUCGGUUUCACCCUCCUGUGUAAUGUUGCGUCCCUGUCAGAGGUCAGAGGGAACGUCGGAGAGGAGAUUUCUAAACACACUCACACAAAUGCUGGACCUCAAUCAGAAAGCAUUAAGACACAAUCGUCUGAAAAACGUUGAUUUCUUUUCCUCUGUGGUGGUUUCAUCGUCUGUCCUCUCAAACAUGACAGUGUUUCACAAAGUCAAGAGAUGUAAACCUGUUCUGUAUUCAACCCAAUAAGAGAAAGCAAUAAAGAUUAUAUCAAGGAAAGGUGUGUGAAUCAAA
Molecule: messenger RNA, 11684 nt
Organism: Oreochromis niloticus (Nile tilapia)
Lineage: Eukaryota; Metazoa; Chordata; Actinopteri; Cichliformes; Cichlidae
Gene: rreb1a
Product: ras responsive element binding protein 1a
Exons: 20
Coding region: 378-6002 (1874 amino acids)
Biological process (GO): regulation of transcription by RNA polymerase II
Cellular component (GO): nucleus
Molecular function (GO): RNA polymerase II cis-regulatory region sequence-specific DNA binding; DNA-binding transcription activator activity, RNA polymerase II-specific
Source: RefSeq, a predicted model, not a curated record